Cyclopterus lumpus (lumpfish) is the source of this 4607-nucleotide messenger RNA. It is a transcript of the gene nrxn2b, whose product is annotated as neurexin 2b. The transcript is spliced from 18 exons. The record is from RefSeq and is a predicted model, not a curated record. NCBI's taxonomy places the organism in Eukaryota, Metazoa, Chordata, Actinopteri, Perciformes, Cyclopteridae. Bases 16 to 4032 code for a protein of 1338 amino acids.
CAGCGCAACGGCCUCAUGCUCCACACCGGCAAGUCGGCGGACUACGUCAACCUUUCCCUGAAGAGCGGCGCGGUCUGGCUGGUCAUCAACCUGGGCUCGGGGGCGUUCGAGGCCCUGGUGGAGCCCGUCAACGGCAAGUUCAACGACAACGCCUGGCAUGAUGUGCGCGUCACCCGCAACCUGCGCCAGGUGACCAUCUCAGUGGAUGGUAUAUUGACCACCACUGGUUACACCCAGGAGGAUUACACCAUGUUGGGUUCGGAUGACUUCUUCUACAUUGGAGGGAGCCCCAAUACGGCGGACCUGCCCGGAUCACCAGUCAGCAACAACUUUAUGGGCUGUCUUAAAGAUGUGGUGUACAAGAACAACGAUUUUAAGCUGGAGCUGUCUCGGCUGGCUAUCGAGCGCGACCCCAAGAUCACCCUGAAUGGUGACUUGGUGUUCCGCUGUGAGGACGUGGCAGCCCUGGACCCUGUCACCUUUGAGACCCCCGAGUCCUACAUCUCCCUGCCCAAGUGGAACACCAAGAAGACGGGCUCCAUCUCCUUUGACUUCCGCACUACGGAGCCCAGCGGACUCCUGCUGUUCAGCCACGGCCGUCCUCAGGGUCCCAAAGAGCAGAAGCCCGGUCGGGAGCUGAAGACCGAUUACUUUGCCAUGGAGCUGCUGGAGGGGUAUUUGUACCUGCUGAUCGAUAUGGGCUCUGGAAAAACAAAACUGAAGGCCAGCAACAAGAAGGUCAAUGACGGGGACUGGUGCCAUGUGGAUUUCCAGAGGGAAGGGAGGAAAGGAUCGAUCUCAGUCAACAGCCGCAGCAUGCCCUUCAGCUCCCCAGAGGGCAGUGAGAUCCUGGACCUGGACAGUGACAUGUACCUGGGCGGGCUGCCCGAGUCUAAGUCGGACCUCAUCCUGCCGCCGGAGGUUUGGACGGCGCUGCUAAACUACGGCUACGUGGGCUGCGUCCGCGACCUCUUCAUCGACGGCAAGAGCCGCGAUGUCCGCCGCCUGGCUGAGAUCCAGAGCGCCUUCGGCGUCAGCAGUUUCUGCACCCGUGAGCUGCAGAAGAGGUGCAGCAGCGCCCCCUGUGGCAACGCAGGUCUGUGCAAAGAGGGCUGGAACCGUUACAUCUGCGACUGCAUCGGCACCGGAUACAUGGGAGCCAACUGUGAGAUAGAGGCGACGGUGCUGAGUUAUGACGGCAGCAUGUACCUGAAGAUCAUCGUGCCGGUCACCAUGCACACGGAGGCCGAGGACGUGGCUCUGCGCUUCAUGUCCCAGCGGGCGUACGGCCUGCUCAUGGCCACCACCUCCAAGGAGUCGGCAGACACCCUGCGACUGGAGCUGGACGGAGGCCGCGUCAAGCUCACCGUGAACCUUGAUUGUAUCAGGAUAGACUGUAACCUCAGCAAAGGACCUGAGACGCUGUUCGCCGGGCAGAAGCUGAACGACAAUGAGUGGCACACGGUGAAGGUGGUGCGAAGAGGCAAGAGCCUGCAGCUGUCUGUGGAUAACGUCACAGUGGAAGGCCAGAUGACUGGUGCCCACACACGUCUCGAGUUCCACAACAUCGAGACGGGCAUCAUGACGGAGCGGCGCUUCAUAUCUGUGGUGCCCUCGAACUUCAUUGGCCAUCUCCAGGGCCUGACCUUCAAUGGGCUGCCCUAUCUAGACCAGUGCAAGAAUGGCGACAUCUCCUACUGCGAGCUGAACGCCCGCUUUGGCAUGCGCCACAUCAUUGCAGAUCCUGUGACGUUUCGAACGAAAGGCAGUUACUUAGCGUUGGCCACUUUGCAAGCUUACGCCUCCAUGCACCUCUUCUUUCAGUUUAAAACCACCACGCCUGACGGCCUGAUGCUCUUCAACUCUGGAGACGGGAGUGACUUCAUUGUCGUGGAACUGGUGAAAGGAUACGUCCACUACGUCUUUGAUCUUGGCAACGGGCCGUCGCUGAUGAAGGGCAACUCAGACAAGCCACUCAAUGACAACCAAUGGCACAAUGUGGUGGUGUCCCGGGACGCCAACAAUGUGCAUACCCUCAAGAUCGACUCGCGCACCGUUACGCAGCACUCCAAUGGAGCCCGCAACCUGGACCUCAAAGGGGAGCUGUACAUCGGUGGCGUGACGAAGAACAUGUACAGCAAUCUGCCCAAGCUGAUAGCAUCCCGGGACGGGUACCAGGGCUGCCUGGCCUCCGUGGACCUGAACGGGAGACUCCCUGACCUGAUCGCAGAUGCUCUCCACAGGGUGGGUCAGGUGGAACGAGGCUGCGAUGGACCCAGUACCACCUGUACGGAGGAGUCUUGCUACCAUCAGGGGGUGUGUCUCCAGCAGUGGGAGGGCUUCACCUGCGACUGCACCAUGACGUCCUAUGGAGGUUCAUUCUGCAACGAUCCUGGGACAACAUACAUCUUUGGGAGAGGCGGAGCCCUCAUCACAUACACCUGGCCACCCAAUGACCGGCCGAGCACACGGGCAGACCGGCUGGCAGUGGGCUUCAGCACGCAGCUGAAGGAGGCCAUUCUGGUCAGGGUGGAGAGUGCCAAGGGACUGGGAGAUUACCUGGAGCUGCACAUAGAACGGGGAAAGAUCGGCGUGAUCUUCAACGUGGGAACGGACGACAUCAUCAUCGAGGAGGGCGCAGUGAUGGUGAGCGACGGCAAAUACCACGUGGUGCGAUUCACGCGGAGUGGCGGCAACGCCACCCUACAGGUGGACAACCAGCCGGUUAUCGAACGUUUCCCCUCAGGGAACUUUGAUAAUGAGCGCCUGGCUAUUGCUAGACAAAGAAUCCCAUACCGACUUGGUCGGGUAGUUGACGAGUGGCUACUCGACAAAGGUCGUCAGUUGACCAUCUUCAACAGCCAGGCGUUCAUCAAAAUUGGUGGCGGUGGAGAGAAGGGACGCCACUUCCAGGGCCAGAUCUCAGGCCUGUACUACAACGGCCUGCAGGUGCUCAAACUGGCGGCCGAGGGCGACCCCAACGUCCAGACCCAGGGCAACCUGCGGCUGGUGGGUGACGUGCCCUCGGUGCUCACUACCGACACCACCUCCACCACCCCGCUGGCUGAUAUGUCCACCACAAUCAUGGAGACAACCACCACCAUGGCCACAACCACCACCCGCAAACAGCGCUCGCCCACCAUGAGGGACAGUGUCACACAGAAUGCGGAUGACCUCUUGGUAGCAUCAGCUGAGUGUCCAAGCGAUGACGAAGAUUUGGAGGAGUGUGAGCCUGGAAAUGGAGGUGAAUUAGUGUUGCCCAUAAUAACGGUGGACUCCCUAGACCCCCCAUCCAUCGCCACCCACUACCCAGUAAUCCCCUCACCCCCCACCACCUACCGCCCCUUCCUCACCCUGCUCGAAACCACCAAAGAGUCCCUCCCCUUGCCAAAUGGCAGGCCCCCCUGCCUCUUGGACCAGGAGGACUGCGAGGAGCCCAUCGAGGUGUCGGCGUACGGCUCGGGGGAGAUGACAGAGUCGGAUGAUGAGGACUAUUACAAAAAUUCCCCCCUGGUCACCGACAGGACUGUCCUCCCUCCUCCCCCAGCUCUCAGCCCGCACAUCAAGCCGGCCGGCGGCGGCAGCAGCAGUAGCAACAACAAAAUCCCCGCCGGCAAAAUGAACACCCGGGACCAGGUGCUGCUGCCACCGGCCCACCCGUCUUCAGACCCGGGCCACCGCAGAGUCCCAGGAAUAACCUACCCCCCAAAUUUCCCCCAUGUUCCCACUCCAGACCCCACGUCUCCUGACAGAGGGCUCCCGGGCGCCGUGGAGGUGCAGCAGUCCAGCAGCACCACAGGAAUGGUGGUCGGCAUCGUGGCGGCCGCCGCCCUCUGCAUCCUCAUCCUGCUCUACGCCAUGUACAAGUACCGCAACCGCGACGAGGGCUCCUACCAGGUGGACCAGAGCCGCAACUACAUCAGUAACUCGGCCACGCAGAGCAACGGAGCCCUGGUGAAGGAGAAACAGCCCAGCACUGCCAAGACGGUCACCAAGAACAAGAAGAACAAAGACAAAGAGUACUACGUCUGAGGGAGCGCCGCCGCGACACACAGAGACAGAUGGAUGCACUUAGAGAAGGAAAGAGACGAGAGAAAGAGGGAGCGAGAAAGGGCAGUAUAUGGAGACGUAGCAGAGGGUUACUCAUUCAAAAUUCUGUAUUGUCAGGUGGCCAUACAUGUCAAUUCCAAUCUAAUCAGAGGCAGAGGCAGCCAAAUAGGAAAGCAAGGUGACAUCAUGGUUCUGUUCACACCGUUCAGCAUUGCUUUGAUUGAUCUGACUUCUUAUUGUCAAAACCGUGGUGUGGAUUUAAGGCAAGGCUUAUUACACCUCAGAUCUCAACACAUACCGUGCCAACAACCGUGCACCAAAUGUUGAUAAAACAUAAAUGCGUCAGCACUUAACAGGUUAUUUAAUAUCGUGAGUACUGUAGGAAAGUGCCAGCGUCAGUAUUUGUGUCACGGUCCGUACUUCAUUCUGAGGCGAGCUCGUGGUGGAAGCCUCCGCCUUUAGAAAUACAUCCACAUAUUAUGUGUCCACCUGUUUGAAUUUGGCGACUUGACAUCCCUCUGUCAAAUCAAUGUACUGCCAGCUCACAGAGACAUUGU